Messenger RNA from Populus trichocarpa (black cottonwood), 2212 nucleotides. RefSeq lists its product as uncharacterized. The transcript is spliced from 2 exons. The record is from RefSeq and is a predicted model, not a curated record. Gene Ontology annotation, molecular function: protein binding. The coding region runs from base 99 to 2045 and encodes 648 amino acids. NCBI's taxonomy places the organism in Eukaryota, Viridiplantae, Streptophyta, Magnoliopsida, Malpighiales, Salicaceae.
AAUCAAUGAAGUAUAAAAGCAUCAACUUUAAUUAACUCCCCAUUAAAUCUUGUUCAUUAGUCUCUCUCCCUAGCAACAUAGAAUACAUCCCACCAUUCAUGGAUCCACCACCUCUGCCACCUCUCCACAAUGCUACCACCUCUGCCAAUCCCACCACUGUCCAUCUGAACUACCCUGACUCUGUUGAGUCCUCGCCCCGCUCCCAUCCACCAGACAGUACAUUCAAUGAGACUCUCCCGCCUGUCCCAGGUGCUAAGCUCCGCCUAAUGUGCAGCUAUGGAGGCCACAUAAUCCCCCGUCCACAUGACAAAACCCUCUGCUAUGUAGGCGGUGAGACACGUAUGGUAGCCAUUGACCGGCAUUCCUCUCUCCCCAUCCUCUCCUCCCGCCUUUCUCGAACUCUCCUCAAUGGUCGUCCCUUCACUCUCAAGUACCAGCUGCCUCAUGAAGACCUUGACUCUCUAGUAUCUGUAACCACAGAUGAAGAUCUUGACAACAUGAUAGAAGAAUAUGACCGCAUAAAUGCAUCAUCAUCAGCUUUAUCUCCUUCCCGUAUCCGCUUGUUCAUUUUCUUUAGCAAGCCUGAGACUGCAGCCUCCAUGGGAUCACUUCUUGAUGAUGCAAAGUCAGAAACAUGGUUUGUUGAUGCGCUUAAUGGUUCAGGAUUAAUUCCACGAAACCUAUCAGAUUCUGCUACAUUGGAAUGCUUAGUGACUCUUGACAAUGAUCAGGACUUGGAGGCUCAGGCAGAAGGUGUUGAAGGGGAGAACAAGAAAGCUAAGAAUGAACUAUUGCACGAAGUGCACACCACACUAUCUGACUCACCUGUUGUGGAGAAGAAUUCAUCAUUUGGUUCAUCUUCUUCUUCCCCUUCAAUGACCAACCUGCCACCUAUCCGGGUUCGUGUGGAGGAUCCAAGAGUUGGAGUUGAGGAGCAGUUUGCACAGAUGACUUAUGCUCAAGUUGUGCAGAAGCAUGAUGAUGGCUAUGGCCUUUUAUCUGCUCCGCCACCUCCAAUUCCUGUAUCAAUAUCUGCAGUUGGAACUGCAAUAUCCACUAAUCCUGCUGGUGGGUCUAGUGAGCACUUGAAUCGGCUUUUAUCAGAUGAUGAGAGGUCGGAUCAGGGUGUUCCGGUAAGUUUUCGCAAACCACCACUUCCUGUACUGCAGCCCGUGCCACACAAGACCGGUACCUGUUACAACUUGCCUUCACCAGAUUCAGUUGCAAGUGAUAGUAGUAUUGCGUCUGCAAGCUCUCUUUCAAAGCCCAUGUAUUAUCAAGAUCAAGCUCAUGCAGCACCCAGAGACAACAGAGGUCCUUCUAGCCCUGAUACAAAAGGUGAUAUUCCAAUCCCAAGCUCUCAAAUCCAAAUGCAACAAGUCCAAGGUUCUGGAUACACGUUGCCUGAUCAGCAGCAGCAGCAGCAACAAUUUGUAGGAGGCAGCACACAUUUCACCACAACUCCAAUGCCAAUGACAUCUUACUACCCAAUUUACGCUCCUCCGUCACAACAGCCUCAUCUUCCAAUGGAUCACCAAUAUCCUGUAUACUUAAUGCAGGUUACUCAACCACAACCAUACAUGUCUAUGCAAACUAACAUGGUUGACACUGCUACUGUUGCAACCACGAGCCGCCCUGCAACACCUUCCACUGCAACUUACAGGGACCCACAUCCACCCAUUUACCCUGCAAAGACAGUAUCUACCUCAGCUAAGCCUGAAAUGGCUGCAACUGUGUACAGAACAGUGAUGCCAUCAACUCCUCCAUUAGUCCAUGUCCCGGCCAAUCAGUUCCAGCAAUCAUACAUGGGUUAUUCUCAAAUGCAACAUCCAACUCAAUCCAUUAAUGCUGCUGCUACUAAUUAUGCUUAUUCUGAAUAUGCAAAUUCUACACAUGACCAAUUCUACUACACCCCUAGUACUCAAGGUUCUCCUCAGUACCAAUCCAUGAACCCAGCUACAGUCGUAGCAUUAGCAGAUGAUUCAACACGGAUACCAACAAACAACACAAUGCAGCAGAACAUCGGAACCUCGCAGCCACAAUAAAUCUUAUUAGGCCAUACGUAAACAGCUUUAUUUACAGGUGCAAAUGGUUGUCGUCUCAGCAAUAAGUUAUAGGUAUAAUAAGCUUAAUUAUGCUACCCUUUGUAAUAGAAAAUGGAAAUCUUUUUUCUCAAGAUAGUAAGAAGUCCUGCAUAAAUCGUCGUGUUUCU